This is a messenger RNA of Psylliodes chrysocephalus, 1485 nucleotides long. NCBI's taxonomy places the organism in Eukaryota, Metazoa, Arthropoda, Insecta, Coleoptera, Chrysomelidae. The record is from the annotation of a GenBank genome assembly.
AUUGCGCAACUUAUUUGUACAAAAUCUUAUUUGUACAGUGACCUCCCCUUAUGAUUAAAAAUGUUUCAAUAAAUUAUAUUAUCAAAAAUGUACUUAUCAAAAUUCAACGUCAUCACGGUUGUCUACCGAUAUCAGUUGAUGUGAGGUUUCAAAAGGAAAAUCAAAAGCAGUGCGCUUUAGAAGGCAGUGAGAAACGGCAGGUCAAUUCAUUUCCGUCAAAUUGUAAUCGAAAAACUGUGACAAUGGCAUUAAGAGAUACCAAAACUGCAAAAAGAGUGUGUGUUGUGGGAAGUGGCAACUGGGGUUCUACAAUUGCAAAAAUCGUCGGUUUCAAUGCUCAAAGACAUGCCCAUAUUGACGACAAAGUUACCAUGUACGUUUAUGAAGAAAUUAUAAACGGCAAAAAAUUGACUGAAAUCAUCAACGAGACUCAUGAAAACGUUAAAUAUUUACCCGGCCACAAGUUACCAAAUAAUGUGGUUGCUGUUCCAGAUGUAGUAGAAGCAGCCAGAGAUGCAGAUAUUUUGAUUUUUGUAGUACCCCAUCAGUUUAUUCGUACAUUAGCUGCUGUAUUAUUGGGAAAUAUAAAACCAAACGCAGUCGGAUUAUCGCUUAUAAAAGGUUUCGAUGUAGCGAAAGGCGGUGGUAUAGAUCUAAUUUCUCACAUCAUAACCCGCCAUUUAAAAAUACCGUGCUCCGUUCUUAUGGGAGCGAAUUUAGCCAACGAAGUAGCCGAUGAAAAAUUCUGCGAAACGACGAUCGGGUGCAAGGACAUCAGCUUAGGGCCGCUUUUGAAAGACAUCUGCGAAACUGACUAUUUCAGAGUUACCGUCGUCGAUGAUACUGAUAGCGUCGAAGUGUGCGGUGCUCUUAAGAAUAUUGUGGCCUGUGGCGCUGGCUUCGUAGACGGUCUAGGCUUAGGGGACAAUACCAAAGCGGCCGUCAUCCGAUUGGGUCUCAUGGAAAUGGUAAAAUUCGUCGACGUAUUCUACCCUGGAGGCAAACUGUCGACGUUCUUCGAAAGUUGCGGCGUUGCCGAUUUGGUAACCACCUGUUACGGCGGCAGAAACAGGAAAGUCAGUGAAGCUUUCAUAAAAACGGGCAAAACGAUCAAAGAGUUGGAAGAAGAAAUGCUCAACGGCCAGAAGCUGCAAGGACCUUUCACCGCUGAAGAGGUUAAUUAUAUGUUGAAGAAUAAGAACAUGGAGAACGAUUUCCCAUUAUUCACAGCGAUUCAUAAAAUAUGCACAGGUCAAAUCCCUUACACAGAAUUCAUCAACUGUAUCAGAGUUCAUCCUGAGCACAUGAACCCUAAGUUUGAUGUGAUUGACCCAAGCAAGCUUCAUCAUCGUCACAGUAAACUCUAACAAAUUUAGGAUCAUCAUUAUUAACUUUUUUAUAUUGGGUUUUUGCAUGUUUUUUUUCCUAAUUUUAGAUUUUAAGAAUGGUGUUAUCUUUUAUAUUCCAAACAAGAAUUAUCUAUCU